GGUUUCCGCGAUGGCGGCGGUCCCGGGGCCAGCUCGAGAAACUGGUUCCUCCGACCGAAGGAAAUGGGUGGAAGUAUUUAAAGUGUGUGAUGAAGGUAACAAAGGAUAUUUAAGCAGAGAAGACUUCAAAGUUGCUGUGGUUAUGCUUUUUGGCUACAAACCCUUAAAGAUGGAAAUAGAUUUAGUGAUUACUUCCGAGAAGCAAAACACAUCAGGCAUACUACUUGAAGAAUUUUUAAACUUCAUCAAGAAUAAGAAGGCAGCCCAACUACAUUACGAUGAAAUAAGGCAGAUCUUUACAGCCUUUGACAGGAAGUAUCAUGGGUUUUUAACUUUGGAUGAUUUCAGAAAAGCAUUUGGACAAGUUGCUCCCAAGCUACCUGAAAGAGUUGUACUUGAAGCAUUCAGGGAAGUUGAUCUGGACUCAGAUGGUCAUGUCAGCUUCAGAGAUUUUGAGCAUGCAAUGAACUAUGGGAAAAAUGAAAGAGAGUCAUUGUGAUCUGCCUAUCAGAAGUGUAUUCCCUGGGCUGAACAAUUUAACUCCAGGUAUUCUCCAAUCAAAGGAAUUUCGGAUGGCUCAGGAAACUGUACCAUUUUUAAAGCUGUCUUGGUGGAACUAAUCCCUAUAUUCGUAGGUCUGUUGUAGUUAAAAACUUAAUUAUUUAUAUAGUUCACUGUGUUUUAAUGUUGAAGUGAAUUUAGAGUGAUGUAUGCUAUGUUUGAUGAUUAAAUUUGUGACUGCA
Tachyglossus aculeatus (Australian echidna) is the source of this 743-nucleotide messenger RNA. It is a transcript of the gene EFCAB11, whose product is annotated as EF-hand calcium binding domain 11. The record is from RefSeq and is a predicted model, not a curated record. The transcript is spliced from 6 exons. Gene Ontology annotation, molecular function: calcium ion binding. Bases 11 to 499 code for a protein of 162 amino acids. Lineage: Eukaryota; Metazoa; Chordata; Mammalia; Monotremata; Tachyglossidae.